Messenger RNA from Pisolithus orientalis, 636 nucleotides. RefSeq lists its product as uncharacterized. NCBI's taxonomy places the organism in Eukaryota, Fungi, Basidiomycota, Agaricomycetes, Boletales, Pisolithaceae. The transcript is spliced from 7 exons. The record is from RefSeq and is a predicted model, not a curated record. Bases 1 to 636 code for a protein of 211 amino acids.
AUGCCUGAGGACUUCACACAUGCACUUUGUAGUGUUGAUUCAGAAUUUUCUGGAUCUGACUCAUGUCCAGACCACUCUGACUCUGAGGACAACACUUCUGAUCUCAAGGAGCUUCAAGAAUGGCAUCAAAUCAUUCUACUCUCCACUCUCCCCCAGAACCACAAGAGAGCUGUGGAGAAUAACCCAAACAUGAUAUUGGACAAUAACAUUGCUGCCCAAGCAAAAAAAAACUUUGGCCAUGUGUUUUCAAAUGUGGUUGGGGCUGAAAGACCCAACAUCCUCAAGCCUGUCAAGGAUAAUGUGCAGCAACUCUUCAUGCACUUGGGCCUUGGGUCAAAUGAGGAUAUGAAAGUGUUGCUGAAGAUGCACCCAGGGAGUGUUGGUACUUGCUACACCCCUCUCUCCCUGAUCCUCUUCCCUAAACCAGAUGCUCUGGUGGCUAGGGACUUAUUCAAAUCCCAACUCCUAGUCAAUAUCAUCCAUGUCAUGGUGUUUGGCAAGGGUGUCCUCAUGGGCAAGCGAAGAGGUGGUCCACAGGGACGAGGUCAGAAACUGGGGAUAUCUGGUGCUUUGGCUGGUCUGAUCACCAUCACUGCAACCUUUCCUUGGUAUAAUAAGCAUGGUACUUACUAUUGA